Molecule: messenger RNA, 375 nt
Organism: Sphenostylis stenocarpa
Lineage: Eukaryota; Viridiplantae; Streptophyta; Magnoliopsida; Fabales; Fabaceae
Source: the annotation of a GenBank genome assembly
AUGAAAGGCGUACGAUGGCGUAAUUGGAUGGAAGAUAAGAGAGGGUCUCUAAUGGUGGUGGCCACAGUUAUUGCAACCAUGACUUUCCAAAUUGCCAUAAACCCUCCAGGGGGUGUUUGGCAAGCAAAAACACAUGACCAGCAAGGUUGUGAAGCUGUAAUUUGCACCGCUGGAGCCUACGCCAUUUGCAUUUGGAUGAUAUUGAAUCCUCUUAAAAAACUUGUUGGAACCAUCACCCUUUAUUAUGCACUGUUUUGGGGAGGGUUCCCUGUUUUGAUCUGUCUGGCAAUCUUCUGUCGCCUUGCGUUUUGGAUUCUCAAGAGAUUCUCCCGCUUCUUGUGUUGCCCCCACAAGAAUAUCACAGGAUCUGUUUGA